This is a messenger RNA of Cetraspora pellucida, 121 nucleotides long. The record is from the annotation of a GenBank genome assembly. NCBI's taxonomy places the organism in Eukaryota, Fungi, Glomeromycota, Glomeromycetes, Diversisporales, Gigasporaceae.
UAUGAAUGGAAGAAGGACCAGGAUGAUGCAUUUAACCAACUGAAGCAAUACUUAAUUAAUGCUCCGAUCUUGCGCCAUCCCAAUUUUGAAAAGACGUUCAUAAUCCAUGCUGACGCCUCUG